ACCCCCCCAGGGACACGGCCUGGGUCAGUUCAGCUGCUAGUGCUGCCGCCACUCGACAGCCUUGGGUCCAUCAGUCGGUCCUCUCUCCAGGUCCCACCGCACGCACUUGACUCCUGUAACUGCAGCACGCACCUGUCGCCUGACGCUCGGCAGCCCGGCUCCAGCAUGGCAGAACAGACGCCCUUCGACACAGAUGUCAACACGCUGACCCGCUUCGUAAUGGAGCAGGGCAGGAAGGCCCGCGGCACCGGAGAGAUGACCCAGCUGCUCAACUCGCUGUGCGCGGCCGUUAAAGCCAUCUCCUCGGCGGUGCGCAAGGCAGGCAUCGCGCACCUCUACGGCAUUGCUGGCUCUACCAAUGUGACAGGCGACCAAGUUAAGAAGCUGGAUAUCCUCUCCAAUGACCUCGUUGUGAACAUGUUGAAGUCAUCCUUUUCCACCUGUGUUCUUGUGUCAGAAGAAGAUAAACGUGCCAUUAUAGUAGAACCUGAGAGAAGGGGAAAAUAUGUGGUCUGUUUUGAUCCCCUUGAUGGAUCUUCCAACAUCGACUGCCUUGUGUCCAUUGGAACCAUUUUUGGCAUCUAUAAGAAGGAAUCAACUAAUGAGCCUUCUGAGAAGGAUGCUCUACAGCCAGGCAGGAACCUGGUGGCAGCUGGCUAUGCUCUCUAUGGCAGUGCCACCAUGCUGGUGCUCGCCAUGGAGUGUGGUGUCAACUGCUUCAUGCUGGACCCGGCCAUCGGAGAGUUCAUUUUGGUGGACAAGAAUGUGAAGAUCAAAAAGAAAGGUAACAUCUACAGCCUUAACGAGGGCUACGCCAAGGACUUUGACCCAGCUGUCACUGAGUAUAUCAAGAGGAAAAAGUUCCCCCCAGAUAACUCAGCUGCCUAUGGCGCCCGGUACGUGGGUUCCAUGGUGGCCGAUGUUCACCGCACUCUGGUCUAUGGCGGGAUCUUUCUGUACCCAGCUAACAAGAAGAGCCCCAAUGGAAAGCUGAGACUGCUGUAUGAGUGUAACCCCAUGGCCUUCGUCAUGGAGAAGGCGGGGGGCAUGGCUACCACUGGGAAGGAGGCUGUGCUAGACAUCGUUCCCACUGACAUCCACCAGAGGGCGCCGGUGAUCUUGGGGUCCCCUGACGACGUGCAGGAGUUCCUGGAGGUUUACAAACAGCACUCUGCCAAGUGAGGGGCCAGCUGCGCCCAUUCCGGAAGGAGUGUCCUCCACUCGGACCUUUCGUCUCACGUCGCCCUCCCCUGUUGUGGCAGCACAUCCUGCGUCCCUAGAGAGCAGAAAUAAAAAGCGUGGCUGCUUUCACCCUCAAAUGCCGUGUAAUGCCUGGUGCUACAUAGCAAAAUGCUGUCUGGAUGAUGUCGCUGGUGGGCAAGAUGUAUCCUGAGCAAAUGGAGGAGAAAUAAACACGGUCUUCCUUUUAGGAAAA
Otolemur garnettii (small-eared galago) is the source of this 1435-nucleotide messenger RNA. RefSeq names its product fructose-bisphosphatase 1 (gene FBP1). The transcript is spliced from 7 exons. The coding region runs from base 166 to 1182 and encodes 338 amino acids. Lineage: Eukaryota; Metazoa; Chordata; Mammalia; Primates; Galagidae. The record is from RefSeq and is a predicted model, not a curated record. Gene Ontology annotation, cellular component: cytoplasm; cytosol. Gene Ontology annotation, molecular function: fructose 1,6-bisphosphate 1-phosphatase activity. Gene Ontology annotation, biological process: sucrose biosynthetic process; fructose metabolic process; fructose 6-phosphate metabolic process.